Molecule: messenger RNA, 2405 nt
Organism: Exserohilum turcica Et28A
Lineage: Eukaryota; Fungi; Ascomycota; Dothideomycetes; Pleosporales; Pleosporaceae
Exons: 2
Coding region: 12-2303 (763 amino acids)
Biological process (GO): L-tryptophan biosynthetic process
Cellular component (GO): cytosol
Molecular function (GO): phosphoribosylanthranilate isomerase activity; indole-3-glycerol-phosphate synthase activity; anthranilate synthase activity
Source: RefSeq, a predicted model, not a curated record
CUUGCUCCAACAUGCCGUCCCUCGAAUUGAUCGACCACUCGCCUCGCAAUCCCACCCCCUCCCCGCCCAUACCCACCGCCUCCAACGUGGUGCUCAUUGACAACUACGACUCGUUUACCUGGAACGUGUACCAGUACCUUGUCUUCGAAGGCGCUGUUGUCACGGUGUAUCGCAACGACGAAAUCACUCUUGAGGAGCUCAUUGCAAAGAAACCUACACAGCUGGUCAUCAGCCCUGGCCCUGGACACCCAGAGAAGGAUGCCGGGAUUAGCAAUGCUGCCAUUAAGCACUUUAGUGGCAAAAUCCCCAUAAUGGGCGUGUGCAUGGGAGAGCAAUGCAUCUUCUACAGUUAUGGAGGCACAGUAGACGUCACUGGUCAGAUUCUCCACGGGAAAACAUCACCUCUCAAGCACGACAGCAAGGGUGUGUUUGUGGGCGUGCCCCAGAACGUACCGGUGACGAGGUACCAUUCUCUCGCUGGUACCCAUGGCACGCUUCCAGACUGCCUCGAGAUUACUGCAACCAUACCCGCCAACCCAGACGCCGAGGUCAAGGAAGUCAUCAUGGGUGUUCGUCAUAAAGAAUAUGUUUUGGAAGGUGUGCAGUUCCAUCCAGAGAGCAUUCUGACCGAGCACGGGCGUGUCAUGAUGAGAAACUUUCUCAAGAUGCAAGGAGGCACCUGGGCCGAGAACGAGCGACUACAGAAAGAAGUUGGGGCUGCUUCUGGCGGCGCAAAGAAGGGCAAGCAGACGUCCAUCCUGGAGAAGAUUUACGAUCACCGCAGGGCAGCCGUUGCUGUGCAGAGGGAGAUUCCCUCUCAAAGAUUUAGUGACUUGCAGGCUGCAUAUGAUCUCAAUUUGGCCCCGCCUCAGAUCAACUUUCCGGAGCGUCUCAGGCAAUCUCCCUAUCGGCUUUCGCUCAUGUCCGAAAUCAAGCGUGCAUCGCCUUCCAAGGGCAUCAUUUCCCUGUCGGCAUGUGCACCUGCUCAAGCGAGACUCUAUGCCAAGGCUGGUGCCAGCACUAUUUCCGUGCUCACAGAACCAGAGUGGUUCAAAGGCAGCAUCGACGACUUGAGGGCCGUCCGGCAAAGUAUUGAAGGAAUGCCAAACCGACCUGCUGUGUUACGCAAGGAAUUCAUCUUCGACGAAUAUCAGAUCCUCGAGGCCAGGCUUGCAGGUGCCGAUACUGUCUUGUUGAUUGUCAAGAUGCUGGAAGAGCCAGUCCUGAAGAGACUCUAUGACUAUUCCAGGUCGCUUGGAAUGGAGCCUUUGGUUGAGGUCCAGAAUGCCGAAGAGACCGAGAUUGCGGUCAAGCUUGGCGCGCAGGUCAUUGGCGUAAACAACCGAAACCUGGUAAACUUUGAAGUUGACAUGGAAACAACGAGCCGCCUGAUCAACAUGGUGCCAAAAGAAACAAUUUUGUGCGCCCUGAGCGGCAUCGCUGGUCCAAAGGAUGUCGAGCCAUACAUCAAGGGUGGCGUUGGUGCAGUGUUGGUUGGAGAGGCUCUUAUGCGCGCGUCAGACACUGCACAAUUCAUCUCAGAGCUCCUAGGUGGGACAAUUGCAAAGGAAAGCCGAACAUCAUCUCCUCUCAUGGUCAAGAUCUGUGGCACACGAAGUGCAGAGGCUGCCAAAGCUGCGGUCGAGGCGGGAGCCGACCUUAUCGGCAUGAUACUCGCUCCUGGGCUCAGGCGCACAGUGUCAACGGAAACAGCCCUUGCCAUUUCGGAAGCUGUACAUACAACCAAGAGGCCAACUGGCUCGAAAUCGGGACUACUGGCUGACUCGAAGACCGCGUCCGACUUCUUUGAGCACGGUGCAUCGCGACUUGUUUCGGAUGGUUCUCGCGCACUCCUCGUGGGAGUUUUCCGGAAUCAGUCGCUGGAGUAUGUGCUUGAGCAGCAGCGACUGUUCAACCUAGAUGUUGUGCAGUACCACGGCGAACAGCCAGUGGAGUGGGCAAAGCUUGUGCCUGUACCUGUUAUCAAGGCCUUCCACCCGCAUGACCAUGGCAUUGGUGUCAGAGGGUACCACGCCCUACCGCUGUUGGAUACAGGGUUAGGAGGCUCUGGUCAGCAACUUGAUUUAUCAGACGUCAAGGCAGUACUGGCAAAGGACAAUGGCAUCAAGGUCAUCCUGGCUGGAGGCUUGAACCCAGACAACGUGCAGACGGUGCUCGCGGGGCUUGAUGAGUACCGAGAUCGCAUUCAGGCAGUCGACGUUAGCGGCGGUGUGGAGGAGGAUGGCCAACAAAGCUUGGAUAAGAUACGUGCGUUUGUAAAGGCAGCUAAGGGCCUGCAGUAGACGUGUCGAGCUAAGCGGAAUAUCUAACAGGUUAUCGUUCGGACUAAAUAUCUUGCCAAGUGCCCAUUAAACAUCCAUGGAUAACGUCUUUGGCUAGUUCCC